CUGAAUUUUUUUUUUUGCUGUGUGCAAGCCUCUUGUUUGUUGUUUUCUUUCUGGACUUUAUUGAAUAGACUCAUUUGUUUCUCAAUAUAUUGCAUUUUUGGAAAUAGAGAAUACGAGGUCUAGAUAUAAAACAAACGAUAUGUGAAAUACUUUGAAAAGAUUUGUCAGGAAGAGAUAUAAAGACAUCUCAACAAAAAUGCCUACAAAAGCCAUUCGAGUAAUUGGCUAUUUGCAGUUCAGAAUAAUUCUGCCUAUCAUUUUAUUAGGAGCAUCAGUAGUUCGUUUCAAUGGAAUAUCAUUGAUGUAUUUAGCAUGUCUACUAGUAUCCCCACUGCUACCGAUUCCAAAUCGAGUAACAAUGAGAGGUGCUACUGGUAUAUUUCUCAAGCUGCUGAUGCCACUUAGUUUGCUGCCUAUAUUAGGGCACAUCAUUUUUCAUGUGACACUGGUAGCCAUAGCUUCAAAAGAGAAUCCAUAUGGCAGCAUGUUCCAUAAUUGCUCUUUUAAAGAAAGCUUAUGUCGACAGAUAGGUUUUCAGAGGUUGGACAAAGCUAGCAUACCAACAGUCAUCAGGCUUAUCAUACCUGAUGUGGUUGUGUUCAUUACCUCUCUGGUGGUGCUUGUGGCUUCACUGAAGAUAACCAGGCAGACAUCACUUAUCUCUGGAACAGAGAUGGAGAUUCCCUUUGCACCUGUCAUCAAAAGCAAGCAUGGUCAUGGCUACUGGAAGACCUUUCUUCACUUAAUAACCAAUAUUACUCUAUUAAUAGCUGGUGUUAUUUGGCCUUCAGUGUUUGGAGGGGUGUAUUUCAUAACAUUUCUUAUUGUCAUCACCCUGUGGGGAUGCUACAAACCCAUGGGGAAAAAGUUUGGCUUUGUGCAGAGAGUGUUGCUCUUCUACACAGGCUCUCACAUUCUCCUCCUGCACCUUUAUCAGUUCCAGUUUUUUCAGGCAGAGUUACCUCCAGACAAUUUUGUUGCCAGACUACUGGGGCUAACUGGUGUCGUCUAUACAGACUGCUCUAAUGUGGACAGCCUGUACUUCCAUCCCAACUUGCGAUGGUCCAUUUUCCUGAACCCAGCCAUUCUACUUGUGCUUUAUUGGGUGCUGGCUGUCUACUUUAGGCAUCCAUUAUCAAAAAAUAAAUCUGCCCACGAGGAGCACAGAAUGUCAGUCAUGCUCUCUAUCAAUCCAGAAAGACAGGUAUUCCUUCAUCAAAGACAGGAUGAGAUUGAGUGGAAUGAUGAAAAACAACAUUUUGACACUGAGUGGGAAGAACCCAAGCGCUGUAUAGACAGCGAGACAGGAAGUAUGGUGUUUUCGGGAUCGUCCAAUGGAGAUAUGGACCCAGGUGAAGAUGAGCCAGGCCGUCCAUCUACUCCUGAGCGUUUGGUGGAGAAUGAAGAACCCCUCGGAGGACGCUAUGGAGGUAUUGCUGAAGUACACGAAACAGAAACAAAGAAAGCAUCUAUUGGCUCUGAAGAUGAUAAAAAACGAAGGCCUUGGGUUUCUGUUCUUUUCCUGAUCAUGAGACAGAGCUACAUUCUGUCUCUAAUUGCAAUGAUGGCUUGGAGUAUCACUUACCAUUCAUGGCUGACAUUUGUUUUCCUACUCACUGCAUGUCUUCUGUGGAUGUUUCCAAGCUCCAGAACCAUGUGCUUAAGAUCAUCUCCCUUUGUUCUCUUCUAUGCUGAGGCCCUACUGUUGGCUCAGUAUGUCUUCAGUAUGAACCUUGAUAAGGAGCUGCCAGUGGAUGCUGGCACCUACAAAUUGGAUGAGAUAGGACUGAAGAGAUUUACUGACCCAGGACUCAAUUUAGCCCUACAGUGUUUCUACACCUUCUUCAUGGUUUUGACCUUGAGGCAAUUUAUUAGUGAGAAGUGCUCAGACAUUCAGGAUGGCAUUAACAUGGAACAGCGACAAAACCAUCGGACUUCUAUGCUGGACAGCUUUCUACCUAUGGAUUUCCAGGGAACUAUGCGUGACAGCAAGACAAUAGUUUUCAUAGGUCAUUUCUUUUGGGUGGUGCUAUGCAAGUAUUGGAUCAUCUUUUGCUCCAUCAUGAUGGCAGUUAUCUCCCUGCAGGAUGUUGUUAUCUAUAGAAUCAUUUACAUGAUCCUAUUCCUCUUGUUUGUUCUUGCAUUUCAGCUCAACUUUACAUUAUGGAGGAAAAUCAAUUUUAUCUUCUGGUGGAUUGUUGUCAUCUACUCCAUCUUUGUUCUAAUCCUUAUCUACACCUAUCAAUUUGAACAGUUCCAUAUAUAUUGGACCAACUUCACUGGAUUUGAUGAUAAUUUACUGGAAGAUAUAGGACUGGAAAGGUAUGACACUACUGGUCUUUUUGUAAAGCUCCUGACGCCAACAAGUUUCCUUGUCAUUGUCAUUCUACAACUGCGUUACUUUCACACUCCAUUCUUGAAAUUGAGUGCCGUAGAUCGUUACAAGACCGGCGAAAACAACAUUAACCAAAACCGCAGUGAAGAUGAAAGACUGGCACAGAACAUGACUGAAGAUGAAGAUGGCAAUGAUAAUCAGAACAGCUCAGAACCCGAGCACACACCCAAAGUUUUCAGCACAAGAAACUGGGUCAAAAGGAUUGUUGUUGAGACAUUGUCACUGUGGCAGAAGCUGACCAUUAAAUUGUGGCGACUUGGAGAAAUUCACAUUUUUAAACUCAUUACUUUGGUAGUUGUUAUUGUGGCAGUGAAGGAAGUGUCUGCCUUGACUGCCAUGUAUAUGUUAUUUGUGGCUGCCCUCACACCUUUAGCUGGUGCACACUGGCUACUGUCUCACCUGAUUCAGCUCUGGACUGUCAUCAUAAUUCUAGCCAAGAUGAUUUUCCAGUUGAACCUAGUUGAAGCUAAAUUUUGGAAAACACAUUGUUUAAACUCUACAAAUACAAGUGGAGCUUUUAACCAUAGUAUAGAAGUGGACAAUGCAGAGUGGUUUGGUUUAUCCAAAAUAAAGGACAAAAGCAUAACUUUGGCCUACUACAGCAGGUUGUACAUCUUAGUCCUGGUGCUGGUUGCCUUUGAGAGCAUCAUUCGUUACCACCAAAAGCAGUACUUCAAUACCCCUGACGUGGAGAAACCUCAAGCAGGCAUCAUUUUUGCAAAAAUUAAUCGUCAGGAAGCAGACAAGGGAAUCAUCAAGUGCUUCAAAUUCUUUGCCAACUAUUUUUUUUAUAAAUUUGGUCUUGAGUGUUGUUACAUCAUGACAGCUGUAACUGUUAGCAUUCGUUUGGACAGCAUUGCAGUUGUUUACAUCUUACUUGUGGCCAUUUUGAUGAUGAUGCCCAGACGCAACAUUGCCAGAGUCUGGCCAUUGUAUAAAAUUAUUUUGGCUUUUUUGCUUUUGGGCCAGUUUGUUGUUCAUUUAGGGUUUCCCAAGGGCUCAUGUAUAGAGUAUCCUUGGUUGAUAACCAAUGCAAUGACCAAGAAUCUCAACCAAUGGCUGGACCUGCCAGAUUAUGUCAACAAAGAAAUGAGUGGCAAACUUAUAGCUGACUUUCUGCAACUUCUCUUUGUGAGCCUUCAGUCCUAUGUGUUCAGGGUAGAAAGUGUACCAGCAUCUAUGAAUCAGUAUGGCGGGGGAGACAAUGCUGAUAUUCUUGCAGAUGUUGAAAAGAACAUGCCUAUAUUAGUGGAAGAUUUUACUCUGGAUACCUCACAUGGGAUCAAUCUGAUGAAAUAUCUAGUCUUUGAGAACAUGUUUUGGGUUACCAUGGCAGUCAUUUUCAUCACUGGUGCUACCAGGAUCAAUAUCUUUUCCCUCAUCUAUGUGAUUGCUGUCUUCUGCUUCAUGUGGUAUGGGAAAGAGUUCUUCUUGAAACCUCUUAGAGCAAUGUUACGAUGGUGGAACUUCUUAAUAGCCUACUGCAUACUUGUUCUCUUCUUAAAGACUGUUUUACAGCUUGUGGGUUGUGUCUAUUUGAACGUACUGAUUGAAAACCACCAUUGCUGGUUGGUGCAGCUGUUUGGAAUCAACUGUCUUCUUAGUGGUUCUGACAAGCAAGGAUUGGCAAGCUGCCCAGUUGAGAAAGAUGAUGCUGGGCUUGCAUGGGAUGUAGUCUGCCUGACCUUCUUGUUGUUUCAGCGCCGCAUCUACUCUUCUCACUACUUCAGACAUCUUGUCAUAACUCUGAAAGCACAAAAUAACUUGGUCUCUCGAGGUGCUGAGUUGAUCAACCGUAUUAUGAUACGAGAAGUCAACAAACAAAAUGAGCAGGAACGUGAGAUACUUGUCAAUAUAAAGAAACAAAUGAAAACUCUUAAGAAAAGGCAGGCAAAGUUGAAGAAGGAUUUCAAAGAACCGGAAGAACAUUUCCAGGCUAUCAGAGCCGGUGACUACUACCUGUUUGAAGUUGAUGAGGAGGAGGAGAUGAGAUCUAAAGAUCGCCAGGUGGUCACCUCUCUCACUUAUGGCACUGAACCUGAAGAUCCAAAUGCUAAGCCUACUCCUACACAGAUGAUCAAUACAGCCCUUGACCAAGGCUUGGAAGUAGCUGUAGAAACAUAUGAUUCUGAUGCAGAUUCAGAGAAGUCACAAGAUAUUCUAUCAAAUGAACCUGUCAAGAGAAAUUCUUCACAUGUUGAUCCUUCAGAAUAUGAAGAACCUUCAACCGUGAAUAAAGUACGCCUCAUUUGGAACUUUAUUACUAAAUUGUGGUACAGUGCUGUGGACUGGUUAAUAGGAUUUUGUAAUCGCCUUUCACGUAACUACCGUUUGGUGGCUAAAAAACUAGCAAAGGAAAUGAUUUUAGAAAAGCAGAAAAUUUUGGAUUCACAAGAACCUAAAAAGAAAAGAGAUACUGACUCAGGGAUAAGUAAAACAGAUGAUAUUCGUGUUGAAAUUGAAGACUCUACAUUUGAACCAAGUGGUUCUUCAACAUUUGCUCCAGUCAAAGUAGGCAGUUUGUUGAGCUUGGACAAACUGGAGAAGGAAGAUGAAGAAGAAAUCAAGCAACAGUUUGAGGAAAGCAAGGACCGUUUGAGUCGACUGACAAUGGCUCUGGGUUUACUUUUAGCUUCACGAUCAGAACUGCUUUGUUAUUUUCUCAUGAUUCUGAACCAGAUGGUCUAUGGAAGUUUGCUUUCUCUCCCAUUGCCACUAAUGGUUUUCCUGUGGGGAAUGUUGUCAGUGCCUAGACCAUCUAAAACAUUCUGGAUCACAGUCAUUACUUACACAGAGGCUGUGGUGGUGUGUAAGUACAUGUUUCAGUUUGGUUUCUUCCCUUGGAAUGAUGGCAACUAUAAUGACAACCCUUUCUUCCCUCCACGCAUCAUUGGCAUUGAAAAGAACCCAAGUUAUGCUAAUGUGGACAUUGCCUUGCUCCUGGCUCUCUUUCUUCAUAGGUCUAUAUUGAGGAAAUAUGGUCUAUGGAGAGAUGCUGCAGACAUAACAGCUGAUUUGGAAGCUGCUGGCCAGAAGGAGAAGAGCACACCAAACUCACCUGCCAGGAUUACUGAAUCACCGUUACUUCAAGAAUCCGCUGCACUAGAUACGCUUGCAUCUAUACCAUCAAAGAAGUCAAGAUUAGGUCAAGGACUGGCCUACAUAAUCAACCCUUUCACAAAGUUCUUUGCACAAGUCACACAGUCCUCAUACAAUGCCUCAGCAGAUGUUUAUGCUCCGAUGUUUUUUUGUGACUUUAUACUUUUUUUGGUGCUAGUUUUGAGCUUUAACUCAUUUGGACCAGCUGAAACUACAGGAGAUGGUGAUGUGACUAGUUACAUAAAGGACAACAAGAUCCCAGUACCUUUCCUCAUCAUGUUAAUCCUGCAGUUCAUAGCUAUUAUUAUUGACAGGGCACUUUUCUUGAGGAAGUUUGUCUUAGGAAAAUUUAUUUUCCUCAUUUUCCUUGUCAUUGCAAUCCAUGGAUGGAUGUUUUUCGUUUUGCCGUCCAUUACAAAAAGGAGCUUCUUCAACAAUGUUGCAGCCCAGAUUUGGUAUUUCAUCAAGUGCAUAUAUUUUGGUCUAUCAGCAUACCAGAUAAGAUGUGGUUAUCCAAAUCGUAUUCUUGGCAACUUUCUGACCAAAAAGUAUGCUUAUCCCAACUUGUUUUUGUUUAAAGGAUUCUUAGCUGUACCAUUCCUGCUUGAGUUGCGUGCCCUAAUGGACUGGAUCUGGACAGACUCUACCCUUGCCAUUGGAAACUGGCUCCAGAUGGAGGACAUUUAUGCCAACAUUUUUGUGUUAAAGUGCUGGAGAGAAAUAGAAAAGGCAUAUCCAACUGAGAGAGCUGUCAAGAAAAGAGCGUUGAUCAAAUACAUCUCUGGUGGAUUCCUUCUUAUUGUUGUGGUUUUCAUAAUCUGGUUCCCUCUAGUCUUUUUUUCCUUCUUCAAUGCUGUAUUUAUUCCCAAUCCACCCUAUGAGGCCAAAAUGUCUGUUAGCAUAGGAGGCUACCAGCCUCUGUUUGUCACUACCACAUUAGGCGAUAGCAUUCAAGCUGUGACAGAGACUCAGUUUAGCACUUUGAAGACUCACUACUCCAAGGACAGAAUAUCCUCCAGCUUUUUAAGUGGUUAUCAAGCUUCUGAUUUGUCCCUGGUUGCCUUUGAUGGUAAAUCUCUAGCCAUCUGGGGUAUCAGUCCAGCCAGUCAGAUUGAUAUGGCAGCAGAUCUGGCCAAUGACAACACUACAAAUAAACUUACAAUGACUGUUGAAGCCACAUUUAAAAGAGAACCAGACAAAGCUUUACCAAGUGAAGUCACUAAUCUAUUUGAGAUCAACCUAAGGGAUCCGAAAUACCAUAAUGUGCGGCAUAAGUUUGCCUCAAUCAUACGUAGGGAGAACAACUCCACUAAUGAUUCUGUGGAGAUAUUAGAAUUGUUUCCAAGGUUUAUACGGCUUGGCAGUACAACAAAAGCUGUAACUGUUGAACCCCUUAUCUCUGGUUCUAGUGGUAUUAGAAAGAGCAACAUUACAAUGCAGCUAAAACGUGAUGAGUCCAAUGCUCUUAGCCAGUGGUGGAAUUUGAAUGAGACAGUAUCUGGUCUCAAUCCUUUUGCCUAUAAAUCAGAUUCUAAUAAGACUGAAAGUAAAGCAUACUUCAUCACAUUCAAUGACAGGAAGGCUCCAGAGGCGCUGUCAUUUCUUUCUGGAUAUGGUAUCAUUGGACUGUACAUUUCCUUCAUUCUUUUGAUUGGUCGAUUGAUGCGAUUGAGUACAACCAACCAGUACCUGACUAUCAUGUUCAGGGAGCUUCCUGAUGUGGACAGGCUGCUUCAGCUAUGCUUGGACCUUUAUCUUGUCCGGGAGAUGAAAGAGUUUCAGUUGGAAGAAGAGAUCUAUGCCAAGAUCAUCUUCCUGUAUCGCAGCCCAGAGACCAUGAUCAAGUUUACCCGUCAGACAAUCAGACUUGGCAAUAUCAAGAAAUUGGAUGACGACAAAGACAAGGAGAAAGCAGAUUAAUGUUUUGUGGGCAUUGAUCAGGCUGCACACUUAUGUAGAUAAAGGGGGAGAGCUAUACAUUGACUUGAACCAUUUUCUUAUGUUUCCACUUUGUAACCAUUGAUUGCAUGUACAGUAGAAGGAGAAGGAAAACUAGGUCUUGCAUGCCACACUUGUAGAGAUGAUGCUGUAGGAAAGGAAUUUUUACUGAGUGCAUGUCCUGUAGAUCUGGUUUAAACCAGUUUGUUUGAGAUUGUAAUGAAUCCUGAGUGCUGUUUAACGAUGUUGUAAAUGAAUUAUUUGUUUGACAUUAGCGAUGCUUUGUAUACACAUAAUUAUAAAAAUCGAAUCAGGUUCUGUUGCUGGGUUUUUAAUUCCUAAUUCAACCUUAAAGUGCUGUAGAUUUCAUUGCCACUGCUGUACUCCGUUGUUUUAUAUCAUGAAUAAUUAUUUUUGUAAAAGAAUAUUUGUUAUGGCUCUUCAUUGCGCUCAAAUGACAUUGCUCUCUAUUCUUUCUUUUUACUCAUCCUUACUUCAUAAACCUUUAAAGACUUUUCAUCUUUUUUUUUAAUGUAUUUUUAUUAAGUACUCUAUGCUUCAUUUGUAUGGACAAUAGCUGUUGAGUGAACUAUUCUUAUAUUAAAUUAGCUCAAAAAUACUCAUAUUAUUAUGAAGUAAUUAUACAUCCUUCAAAGAAAAUAACCUUUGCAUGGUGUAUUUAUACCACAGGUGACAACUUCUUAUUUGAAGUUAGUGGUCAAAGUUUGUGAUUGCUUGCUCAGUUAUUCUUUUAAAACAAAGAUUGUUGUGGAUUUUUUUUUUCAGUUUUAAUAUUAUCACUUUUUUUUUUCCUAAUUAGAAUUGAUUUAGACUAUUAGGUACCGAAAAGCAUUUUAUGGUCUUAUUAAUUCCCCAACUUGUAAGGAAUAAGGAGAUUUCUUUGUGUAAACCUUUCAAGUUUAUUUUACUUGAGGUUAUGAUGUUCCAGAGAUUAUUACCUAAUUACUAUAUCUUUAAUGUCAUGAUAACACAAUUUCACUAGAAUCUACUAUGACAAUAUAUAAAACCAGUACUUUAUCACUUGCAUUGUUCUCAAAUCAGAUUCCUUUUUUUUUUUUUUUUAGUUCAGCUCAAUAAUUAUUUAGUGCACCAUUUGUAUCACUGAUGUGCCAUUUGACCUGUUUCAUUUGUCUUGAAGUUUUUGUUAUGGAUGAUGCCAGUGCAAUAUUUCUGUCCUCUGUAGCUUUGUUUUAUACAAACUCACACACACACAAAAUGUAUCUGUUUAACCCAUUAGUGCCUAUUUCAGGUUUAAAAAAAAAGGAAACUGACCAUUUUAGACCUUGCAAUCUAUAGGGUAGAUGAUGUAAAGGUGAUCUUUUUCUUUCGUUAACAAAGGUGUCAUGAAACCAGUACGACCAACUGCCGCUACUUUCCUCAACUAAUGCCAGGUAUCCAUUAAAAAAUUAGAUCGACUCAGGAGCUUAAUAAAAAUUGCUACCUUAGCUGAAAUUCCAACACAGGAUCCUUCAACUCAAAAGCCAAUAGCUUUACCAUGCCCUGCCUCAUUUUGAAAAAAAUACCCUCUAUUUCCUAAUUGAGAAAAUAAAUAAAUAAACUAAUAAAAAAAAAAUAUGUUACCUUUCAAAUUUAUAUAUAUAUAUAUAUUUAAAACCUUAUAAAAAAAAAAUACAGAUAAAAAUAUUUUACUCUGUUAUUUUCUGGGUAGUCUUUAUACACUGUAGUCUCUGUCCUUUUGUUUCAAAAAUUUAAUUUUCUCUAGAAAAAAGGGUCAGUACACUCUUGUUCUGAAUGAAACAUAAUGACCUCUUCUUAAAAACUUCCUACUCCUACUCCAUUAGGCUUAAACUGUAAACAACGCAUCAGACCUCAAUAGGCGCUUUCGGCUUGAACUUCAUACAUUCUUUAAAGUAUUUCAUUGUUGGUAUCUCUUUUACAUUGCAUACGUUAUAUACCAAGUCACUAUCAGAUUCAAAGUUGGAUUCUAAUAAGUUACUUGACUACUUUCAUAUUUUUAAAGUUAUUAAUGAAAUCUUUCUCUACUUACAAAAAAAAGCUGAUAAAGCAUAACUCCUUGUUCUAAUAAGUUGCUUUCACCCCUUUGCUUGGCCCUUUUGUGACCUGAUCUGGUGUUGUACAUUCUUAGGGUUGGCUGAUUGACUAGGGUUGUUACUAGGUUAUCAAAUCUGUUAAUUGUAAAAAUUCUUAAUCUGAUAUUGUAAUUUCUUUUAUUGACUUUUGCCUGUUGUUUUCCCAAAGCAUCUUAUUUCACAAGUGUUUAAUUUUAUAAUCUAAUAUUCAUUACAGGCACUCUGUGAGAAAUAGAAAUAUAAUGAUCACAUAAUGAAAUUAAUACAUUUUUGUUUUGUUAAGCUGACUAACAUUUAACAUUAGUUUGAACAAAUUAAAUAAAAUCUUACACACAUUUCUCAUAUUUUGACAUUAAAAUGUAUUAAAUAACAUUUAUUUAUUCUGAAACCUGAAUGAAAAUGACUAGUGUGAUAAAAUAUAAAAACACUAAAUAAUAUAAUUUACACACUUGGUAAUGAUACUUUUUGGAUUAUUCUUAUCUCUCUCUCUCUGAUUAUAUAUUUUAUAUUAUCCUUUAUGACAUCUUCAUCUUGAUAGGUUGUGACUGUUCUGAAUUUCUGUAUCAAAUCCUAGUCUUGUAAUAGUCUUUCAUUGCAGUGCUUUGAUGCUUUUUGUUUUUCAAUAUUCACUUUUUUAAAAUACAACCUUAAUAUCUUUGAAAUCUACUGGUAUGUACUUAUAUUGUGGAAUUUGUUUACUUUUUUUUUUACUUAUUUCUAGACCUGAAAAGAAAGAGCAUAUCUGUUCAUGUCUGUAGUGUUCAUAAAAUGGAUAACUUUCCCUAAAGUUUUCAAAGCCAACAAGUCUGGAUCUAAAACUGUAGCUUUUAAAGAGCAUAAUGACAGUUUCAUAUAGAAUCAUAAUAUGCCUACUUUUGAAACUGCUGGCAAAAAAAAAAUUAUAUGUUUUGUAUUAUAAGUAGAAGCUUCUUAAACCAUUUCAACUUGCUUUGAGAUGUAAAUGCAAAAAUUACCUAAGAAGAAGACUACUCAUUGAAUCAUCUGUAAAGAACAAUUAAUGAUACCAUUUUAAAUUGAAGUAUAAAUAAACAAAUCAUAUGUGUGAUGAUGGCCUAGUUAGUCUUCUAAUUUGAUUUCUUGAAACCAAGCAAAAUAGCAAGUGAAAAACAUAUUGUGAUUGUGAUUUUUUUUUAUCAAGCAUAGAUAUAUUUUUGUUUGCAAAUAUUAUAUUACUUUUGAAAUAGCUUUUUUUUUGUGUGUGUGUUCUCUGAAUUAAAAUUUGUAAAAUUUAUUUUUUUAAAUUCAGUUCCUUGAUUGUAGAUUGUUUUCAUUAGCAUUGGUUGAAUAGAAUAAUGUUUAGAUUUGUUUUGGGAACACUUCAAUCCAUUGGCCAUCAUCACAUUUGUAACUUCUUCUGAAGGAGGACAAAACAAAUGUCUUCUCUUUCCCAACACUGUGGCUCUAGUGCAGUGCUCUUAGUUUGACUAGGAGUGAAGUACAAAAACAGUUUAGUAUAUUUUUGGAGAGGUGAAAUAUUUACCAAUUCACUGUUGGCAGCUUUAUGUAAGGUGUGAAAUGUUUGUUAUAUAUUUUGUUUGUUAUUCCCUCCUUUUUUUGAACUUUUUUUCCCCUCCGUUUUACAAAUGCACUUGAAUUGGUUGUUUAGUAAUAUGGCUUUUGUUUUUUUUCUCCUUUUUACAGGUGGGUUAGAGGCGGCAUUGGUUUUAUGUAUGUUUCUUUUGUUCUUGUAAUAUUCAAGUUUAUCAGAAGCUCCUUUACACUUGGGCGCAUACUCUACAUACAUUUACACGAAGCUCCAGACGUAGACAGGCUGAUGGAGCUGUUAGAUCAGAUUUACUUGGCCAGGGAGCUCAAAGACUUCUGGCUGGAGGAAGAACUGUACGCCAAGCUCAUCUUCAUCCUUCGCUGCCCUGAGGUGCUGUUCUACAUGACUCGCUUGCGUACUAUUGUCUCACUCAAGUCAGAUGUGAACAAAAUUCCCUCAGAAAUAGAGCUACAGCCUGUGUUGGAAGUCAUUUCACCGCCUCAACAGAGAAAGAUGGAUGUAAUACAUAAUUAUUUUACUAGGAUGCCUUUUAUCCCAGCCUCUUUGAUGGAAAGUUUAGGUGCUGAAGCCAAACCUAAAACUGACUAACCAUUUCAUAAUAAUGCUUUCUCUGUAUUUUUAUACACCAUUGAGGGAUUUUAAAAAUUUGAACUGUAUUUCUGAAAAUAUUUUUUUUCUUGUACAUCUUUUUUUUUACUACCAUUUUUCUGCAACACUUUUUUUUCCCCUGUAAUAUUUAAGUUUCAUUUUUCUUAGGGUUCUCAGUCUUUAAGUUAUGAUCUCAUUUUAUAGACAGAAUGCAACUUCUAUACAUUUUAAAAAAAGGGUACUAAAAUGCAAUAUAAGACCUUUCUUGACUGCAGAAUUGGGUACCACCACAGAUAAUAUUUGAUAGUCUGAACUUUAAAACAUGAGUAAUGCUAGUGAAUUUUAGAAUACAGUAAUUUUAAAAAAUGUGAUUUACUUACUAUUUCUUUGUUCUUAUAGAUAUUUCCCAGUCAUUUUGUUCCUUUGUGGUCUUAAUAGUUUGAUAAGAGCAUAACUUAUCAAUGUAUGUUUAUAUUAUGUGCAAUAUAUAUUAUAUACUGACAUCUAGUGUUCCUUGCUUGAUUUUUUCAUUCACUUGUGUUAAUUCUUUCUUGGAUUAAUUUUUUACAGGCCAUCAAGUUAUAAAUUUUUUUUUGUUUCUUUUUCAUUCUGAUUUUUUCCACUUGUUUAUUGUAUGAUGAUGACCACAGGUUUUAAUGUACAGUUUGAGUGUAGUGUUUGUUUAUUCUAAAUUUUAACUAUGGGGGUAUGUACUAAUUAUAGAUUUUAAGCUCAGUUUACAAAAGAUUGAUAUAAGUAGGCUCUACUGACUUGCAUUAUGGAGAUUUAUAAAUUUCUAAUUAAAGUUAUACUAGAUAUAAUUUAAUAUCAUAUACACUUGAAAAACAAAAUUCAAUGGUGAAAUUUUUGGAAGGGUUGGUGUUUCUUGGUUAAGUUAGAAUCAGGUAUUUGUCAUUGAAGGUUGCUAUUACCUACCCUAUUUAAGUUUCUAAAAAAAAAGAUUUUUUUUUAACCUGUUUGGUAGUAACAUUAAGUUGGCUAUAGAUAUAUUUUUACCAGCACAGUUGAACCUUGUUAUAUACAGUACUGACUUGUUGAAAUAUAUAUAAAUUAGUUCAUCAAGUUGCUGGUCUCACUUUAGGGGUUUAUUUCACUUAGGGUACACUUAAAUUUAAACCUUUAAUAAAACUAACUUUAUUUCUGUAAGUUUUUAAAACCAAGAUUUAAACUCUCUACUUAUCUGUGUAAUAUUUUUAUUCAAAUACAAUUGUUGCCUUAUUAAGUUAAAUCUUAUGUUAGUUUUCAUUAGACUUUUUUUUUUUAGCUUUCAACUUUUAAUAAAUAGAAAGUCUUAACCUGUAAAGAACUGUGAAGUAGCAUUAAUUCUCUUAUCUGGCAUGUCAAACAAGUGACUCCACCUGCUGUAGAUUUCUUAUUAUUUUUGCCAAAAAAAAGUUUCAUUUAGAAUGUAACUUUCUUAACCUUAAUUUCAUAAUUUGUAUGUGUCUAUGUGUCACUUUAUCUCUAAUAAUAAUAAUAAUAAAUAUUGCUUCUCUAAAUUGUUGGGGCAUUUCCAGUGUGCUCAGCCACUAUCCACACCUUUUACACUCACUCUAUAGAGCUUUAUGAACUAUUAAAAAAAAAAAUAUUAUACUGUUUGUUAUGCAUAUAAAUUUACAAGGUAGGCCUUGACACGUGUUCACUUAGUGUUCUCAUUGUGUAAGAUGCAUUGUAAUUGUAAAAGGACACAUUUUGUCCUCCUUAAAGGGCAUGACCAUUUGGCACUUUAGAAGGGAACUGGUGCCACUAUAAAAUAGGUAGAAUCUAAGGCACUAUAAUUAAUGCAUAGCAAGUAGCUGAUGUCUUGUACCAAAAAUGUUUCUUCUUUUUGAAAUAAAUACAUUUUUUAAUAGAUACUGGCCUUUUAGUGGGAAAUUAUUACCAACUUUGUCAAUUGUUUUUUUUGUUAUGUAUUCCUCUCAACUACUUAUCUGUUAGGAAAAAGUUAUUGUACAAUUUAAAAAAAAAAUCUAAGGUGCCUUAAAAUGAAAUGCAAUUUUUUUCUCUGCAUUUUAAGCUACCUUGUAAUUUUGUUGACUAUUACCUCUGAUCUCACUUGUUCCUAAAUUCCAGCCAACUGUAGUGCUCUAUUUCUGUUUCUGUAUGAGAAAAUUAUACAGUGAUGACCUUGUGUUGGAGGCAAACAGUGUUUGCCAUUGGUUUUGUUUCUAGUUUCACACACUUACUUGUCAUAUUUUGAUUUAUAUCAGUGCUUCUCUACCUGAUGUGCACAUACCCUUUUUGGGGAAGUGUGGCCAUGGCAGAUAAUUUAGAAAAAGAAGUGGGGGGGGGGGGGGGGGGCGGAAUGUAAAUGCUUAACUAAAUCAAAGAUUCCUAGGCUUGCAGAAAGUGAGUUACAUCAUCUCUUUACCACUUAGCAUUACUAAUACAGAUGGAAGUGAUGACCUUUAUUGCAAACAUCGGUCUUUCAGAAUAAAUCAAUGACAAUGCCUAUCUCUUAAUACAUCUUUGUUGUUCCAACUCUGUAAAGUCAAUCCAUUUUUUAACCGACAUAAUAUUGCAGACAAUGUUCAAUAUAUGUGUUAAAUAAAAUCUAAGGGCUCCUGGACAGAAUACUUAUUAACAAGCAUCCCUGAUGUAAAUCUGCCAAUAAAUAUUUUUAUCAUUACCAACAUUCUUGCCAAAAAGUACAAAACAGAAUUAGUAAUGAAUUCUUUCUUUUAAAUCCACUCUGAAGUACUAUUGCAUUUAAAAAAAAAAAAAUUUUUAAGGAAAGAUUAGAGAAAUUAUUUUUUGUUACUGUAAUGUUACUGUUGCCCUCUUGUAUAACUAAACAUAAGUGUGUUCUACAGUGACUUUGGUCUUCUUAGGAAUUUCACCAUUUAAUAAAAAAUUAUUUCUAGUAUUAACUUUUAUGAAUGCACACAAGCAUAUAUCAUAACGAUUAAAGGUGUAUUAAUUUCAUAGUUGUACUCCUCUCAAUAUUUUAUGCCAUUUUUUCAUAUAUUUCAUAGGAUUUAUGAAUACCAUAUUAGAAAUCAACAUUCUUUACUUAGUUCAGGUAUUGGAUAAUAGUAUUGUAUUUGCUAUAUUAGUGUGUUUUUCUUUCUUUUUUUUAGUACUCAGCACCUUUAUGGUCAUAAUUUACAGUGUUAAUCUCUCAAACAUUUUAGGAUCAAUAAUUAAAUGCUUAAAAAAAUCUAUAAAUUCACAAAUUAUGACAGCAAAGGGAAAAAUGGGAAAUGGUCAGUUUUUUUACAUGCUAUAAUAUACAGAAGCAUUCUUUAUCCAAUAUCCUUUAUGUUUCUUAAGAGAAGAUUAUCCUGUAUAGUUUUUAUUGGUUUUAUAAAUGUGGGCCAUCACACCAUAUAUAAUAACUAUAUAUAGUACUAGUUACCUAUUCCAAUUUGAUCUUUUACUUUGUGAACCUACAUACUUUUUUUUCAUAUUCUUUUUUAGGAGCUGUUGUUAUCUGAAUUGUUCUUUAAUGUUGUCAUUAUUGUUAAAUUGUAACUGGCAUUUCAUGUUCUUUUCAAUGUCUAAUUUAAAUUUAAAAAAAAAAGUUUUAAUUGGUCCAACAUUGAAAUAUACAUUCUCACUUAAGUGAAUAUUUUUAAAAUCACACCUUGUUACUAGUAUCAUUUCUUAAAAGUUUUUUUUUUUUAAAGAAGUCAAUGUCCUGCAAAGACACACAUGAGCUUCCGCAGAAUUUUUUUUUUCAUAGCAUGUUCAUAACGUCACUUAUUUUGUACAUUUCUUAGUAAGAUGGGGACAUGGACAUGUUUUUGAUUCUAUUAGUACUUAGCAUCAUUUUUUUAUGGUUGCUUUUUAAUUUGUCUGUGUUUUCAUGGACACACUUGGUGUAAGUAAUCAUGUUGUUUAUUGAGGCGUGAUGCCAUUGCAUGAUAUGAGGCAUUGAAUGUUGUGAGUGUAUUAAACAUUUCAUCAAUUAUCUUUUUGUUCUUGUUUUACAUUUACAUGUAUUUGGUUAAGUCACUUGUUUGUAGAGCCUUAUGUGUGCACAUCUAAAUAAUUGAAGCACCAUUAAAAUAAAAUGACAAAAAAUCA
This is a messenger RNA of Biomphalaria glabrata, 15670 nucleotides long. RefSeq names its product piezo-type mechanosensitive ion channel component 2-like. The record is from RefSeq and is a predicted model, not a curated record. Bases 197 to 7414 code for a protein of 2405 amino acids. NCBI's taxonomy places the organism in Eukaryota, Metazoa, Mollusca, Gastropoda, Planorbidae. The transcript is spliced from 53 exons.